GCGCAAUAAUCGGUUGGCAAGUGUAAAUUUCAAAGUAGCUGCAAGACAGAAACUUGAUUUUGCUCUUUUUAAACCUUUAACGCCGCUGAGCUGUUUGUUAAAUUAUAUUGUGUGUGCGUGAACGUUUUGCCUUGAUUGCAGUGAGUACUAAGGAGCAGGACUGCUUAGAAACACUGUAAAGCGAAGAAGUUUGUGACUGUGUAUGAGACUGGUGGCUGUUCGUGUGUGCUUGCAGUGCGAGAGAAAAAAGGAGAAUUUCGCAAAAAGAAGAGCAAAGAAGCGUAUCGGUGUGUGAAUCACGAGCGAACGAGCUGAAUCAUUUUUGGCAAUAUUUAUUCAACUUCGUACGUACAUAUAUAUACAUUAAAAGCUACAAGACACAAAAUUGUUUAUUGGAAAACGCAGCGAAAAAUUAACAUAACGAAAAAUUCUGAAAGCACACACACAUUAUCGUGAAUAGCAGCUAACUAAACGAAGCCGAAAUGGAGCAUGAGGAUAACGCACAGUUAGACAAUUAUUUGUCAAAUAGGCUAGAGAGUCUGCAAAUCGCAGGCGGCGCUGCUGAUGUUGCAGACGUUGCCGGGGAGUUGGUGCCUAGCAUCGGUGCAAAAUCGUGCUCACCCGACGAAGAAGAAGAAUGGAAGUACAUAAAAGAAGUGCAGCAGAGCGAAAAGCAGCAACAGCAGCAGCCGCAACAACUUUUCAGCGAAGAGCUUGGUAGAGGCAGAGAUGCCGACGUUGACGCCGCCUUAAGCGCUGGCGUAGGCAAUAACGUUUCAGCCAAUGGUAUUGGCGCUGUAUACCUAAAUGAAAUUGUGGGCAACGGUAACGAUGACAGUGGCCCGCACCUAUCGCUUGAUAAUGGGGGCAAUGGCAGCAGGGCAGCCUCCCUUUUGGCUUACGAAGAGGAAGAUAUUGAAGUAAUUAAGACAGAUGGUGAUUUUUCAACAAAUUCCAACACGACCACAUCGACAGGUGAGGUGGAAGAAGCACCUGUGGCUGCCAUAUCCCAGCCGGAAGUGCAAGUAGAGCUGCAGCAACAGUCUGAAGAGCAGCAGGAGCUGCCAUUGCAGAAUGAGGACGAGGAUCCUAGCUCGGUUGCCACGACUUAUGGAACAAGCAGUCUUAGUGAAAACAAUGCCACGCCUCUAGAGGCAGAACUUUUAAUAGAAAAGAACCUUCAGCCACAGCAACAACAGCCACCACACAACCUUAGUUUUGAUCUAUUUGAUGACAAGGAAAACGAUAAUCCUGCUCCUUUGCCGUCACAUCAAUACACUGACAUAGGUGGCCUCGAUGACCAUCACUCUCAGCUAAACCCCAACGCCGUUGAGUUUGUUCCAAACUUUGGCUCCCAGCCCACUUCUCCUGUUGAGCCCGAGCCCAUUGCCGCAAUUGGUGGCAGUGGGCGGCAGCUAAGAGCUGUUGCUAUCGAUGAUGUGGUGGCGGAGAGUCCGCGUAAAGGCAUACGCAUCUGCAACAUGGAUGCCAUUGCUGUGCCCGACGAAUCGGAAUUUGACGACGAAGCAGCUAAACGUCCGCAUGAAUUGGAGCAAAGAGACGACUUAUUUGGAGAUGGUGUUAAUCCACAAGAGGAGUUGUUACACGAUGCCGGUGGGGCCUCCUCCGUUGCUGAUGUCUUGGACUACCAGCGUAUUGAUCAUGGUCCAGAGACAAGCGUUGAUUUGGAGGCUGAUUUGGAUCCAUCUGAGACCGAGGCAUUGGCCGCCAAUGUGGUUUCAAAUGAUAUUAUGAAGCAGUCGAUUUAUGGCGAACACAACGCCUCGAUCGAGGACAUUCUUAACUCAGUCCAGCCAUUGCCCACUACGAGCGAUGAGCAGGAACAGCUCUUGGGAUCAUACGCAGAGGUAGUUACUGCCGAAAAGGAGUUGCUGCAUGUUGAGGAAAAGGAACAUAUUUCACAGUCGCCGUCUACUGAGGAGUUGCAAAUUCAGACUGCCGGUCAUCAGUUCUUUGAUGAUUUAUCACUCCAGAAACUCGCGACUACCCAAGAUCCUAUGCAGGCGUCCGUGUACAUUGAGCAUACAUCCGAGGAUGCGCAGCAGCAACUGAAUGAUGAAAGCUUGCUACUGGAUACAAGUGCUCCAGCCUUAAGCCCGCUUGAUGAGUCUCUGCAACCGGCAACAACACACGCUACCACCACAACAACUACUCUUAAUUUGGAACCGGAGACGGUCGCCUUUGUAGACAUAACACCAUCUCCACUCUCUUCAACCGAGGAAAAGCAUCUCGUCGAAGAGACCAAGGAGCAGCUACCGCAGCCAGUGCAGCAAGAGGCGGAGUUGUCGGAGGGCGAUAUCCUCGCAGCCGGCUCUUCACCACAGGUGGAGAAUGCUGCGUUUUGUGCAGCUGUCGGCAAUCACGCCCCUGAUACCGUUGAAAUUCAACCAGAGCAACAGCAACCACUCUCCAGUAACCCAUUUGUCGAGACAGAACCCACACCAGCUGUAAAUGAGGAAUCUCAAUUCAACGACCAACUGCACCACAACGAAGAGGUUCGCCAGGACAUCGUCAAUGAAUCAACCGAAUCCCAGAAAAACGACAUCGCGCGCAAUUUAAUCCUUGAGCUUGAGAAUACCGAAUCACAAGCUAUAAUCCCGACCGACAUAAGUGCAGCAGUCGCCAAUGCAAUAAUUGGCGAAGGCGACACUGCAGCUAAUGCUCCGAUUUCUAAGGUGAAGGUCAGCCCCGUAGAGACAGCCAAAAAUCGAACAGCAACCAAAUCGAACGUUACAGCAGCCAAGUCCAGCACCGCUACUUCUUCAGUCGGUAGCAAGAAGCCAGCGACAACUACGCUUGCAGCCAAACGAAAUACGACUGCAACCACGGCGACAGCUCGCCCGCGCACUGCUCCACCUGCAGCACCCAAGAGCGGAACUGGAACUACAUCUAAUGCGGCGGCUGCCAAGCCAGCCACCACAGCACGCAAGCCGUUAAGCAGCACGCUUGGCGCUAAGCCAGCGCCACGAACUACUGCUACCACCUUAAGUAACGCUCGCCCGGCUACGGCACCAGGCAGCAAGACCACGACAAAAGCAACGACCUCAUCGACGAACGUACGCAGUGCUGCCACUGCACGCAAGCCCAACACCACUAGUAGUAACACCACUACCGCCAUCACAAAUGGCACAGGUACGGUUCAGGUCAAGCCGCGCACAACUCUAUCGAGUGCAAGCGGAGCAGCACCACCUAAACCGACCUCUACAGUGCGCAGGGCAGCACCGAGCACCACCACGCCACGGUCGCCUACAAAGCCGAUUUCCAAACCUCUGGCUAAGAGUGGUGGUGUAACUAGCGGCACUACAACUACCACUGCCGCACGUGGAAAAUCAACUCAACUCGGCACCAGCUCUACGGUGGCAAACACCACUACUACCACAACAAUUACUAAGACUUUCACGGCGCGUCCGGCACCUAAAUUCACGCACACUGUGCCGUCUACUACCAGCACUACACGUCGAUCACUAGCACCAAGCAGCGCCACCAACACUGCUUCAGCUUCGCGGAAACCGUCACCACUUAAACCAAACACCCCAGGCAAGGCACCUGUGUCACUUAAGCCGAAAACCAAAGAAUCUGCUAAAAUAUCGCCGUCUGCCCAGAAAACUAAUAAGUCGCCAACGAAGACCGAUGUAGCAGAGCUUCCACUGAUUAACAGUAAUGGUGAUACCCAGGCGAAGUCGGAGGCACAGGAUCUUAUUUCUCAGAACGGCGACGGCAUAUCGGCACAGGAAUUGCCCCGGCCCGUUGUGGAGCCGCCGCAAGCUGAAGAGGUUGCAUUACUAGAUUUCUAGAGGUGGUGGAGGAAUGAAAACAACAAAAACUACAUUACCCACUCAUAUUAUAAACAAUUUAAGAACUAGUAUUUGGCAAAGGUUGACUGAAAAUGGCAUGCCAAUGAAAAAAAAGCGACCCAAGUAACGACUUUGUAGAGAGUAACUGAUUUUGUAUCCCUUUUAUGUAAUACGACUCGAGAAAUUUCGAUAGAUACUCCUUGCAUUUUUUAAAGCAUGUGUGUCUUACACGAAAAAACAAUGUUUGUGCUAUUUUAUGAAGUCAAUGAGUGCUUUGUCUCUGCUUUAUAUUUUAAUAUAUCUCAUUAUAAUCGUUUACGAAAACUGUUGCACGCUGAUUUAAUUUUGCUCAAAGUAAGACCACAAUUUAUUUUCUUUUUAAAUGAAAAAAUUGUCAGCCUAUACGGAGAAAUAUUCAAAAUCUUGUGGUAGCACAUAAAAAGUAUUAAAAAGCUAUAGAACAUAUAAACCUAUUGUCACGUAGCAAGAGAAAGAAAAUGAAUAACAAUUGUAUCUUUUACUCACUUGGUGUUCUAACGCGUAACGCUUUAAAUGCUAAAAAUUGUAUUAAAAAAAAGAAACAACGUCCUCUCUGGCUAAUUUUGCAAUGAUAGCCACUGUGCGUGGGCUGAUCUUAUUUGUUUACGGAAUAUUUAUGUUUCUUUGGAUGAUAAACAUAAAUUAUACACAGAAUACGAAUACGUUCCUCAAUUUUACUUAAAAUAGUUAUCCUUGAUUAUUGGUUGCUGAAAUUAGCCCAGUGUAUUAUUAUUUGAAACAAAUAACAACAUAACUACGCGAAAGGUCUUUAUUUUCCAAUAAUUAUUUUAAUUUUUUAACCAAUCACAGCUACAAUUAUAACAAACAGAAAUUGUAAUGUAACUCAGCACACACACACACACACACACAUACAUACAUACUACGUUUAAAACGAUAUUAUCUAUUAAAAAUUAAACGCAAGAAAAUCUCAAAACACCUUUCAUAA
Scaptodrosophila lebanonensis is the source of this 4800-nucleotide messenger RNA. RefSeq names its product 205 kDa microtubule-associated protein (gene Map205). The record is from RefSeq and is a predicted model, not a curated record. NCBI's taxonomy places the organism in Eukaryota, Metazoa, Arthropoda, Insecta, Diptera, Drosophilidae. Bases 483 to 3815 code for a protein of 1110 amino acids. The transcript is spliced from 2 exons.